Hyaloscypha bicolor E is the source of this 3521-nucleotide messenger RNA. RefSeq lists its product as uncharacterized. Gene Ontology annotation, cellular component: nucleus. Lineage: Eukaryota; Fungi; Ascomycota; Leotiomycetes; Helotiales; Hyaloscyphaceae. The transcript has a single exon. Bases 408 to 3032 code for a protein of 874 amino acids. Gene Ontology annotation, molecular function: DNA binding. The record is from RefSeq and is a predicted model, not a curated record.
CGACAUACCCCAGAGCUCCAAACCGUGCGACACAAGACUGCGGGUCCUUUCCUCGAGUUCAAUAUGUCUUUCCCUCCUGCUGUAUAGAUAUUCAUUUCACGAACGUCAUCGCAAGCAACUGCUACGAGUGAAUCUGAUUGGACUUGCUCUGACCCGUCGCCAAAGGCGAGACCUCGCGCCAAUUGCACUGCGACACACGACUCCGACUCCAACGAUCCACCACCUUGCACAACAACGACCACCUUGCUCUCUCUUGCUCUAUUUUCGAGACCGAUGCUAUCUACAGCUAUUUGCGUUGCUGCCCGAACCUUGAGCCCACCGCUGUAAAGGUUGCCUCCAGAUGUCACAUCAGCCAACAGGCUUGCCCGUUAGCCGCCAGCGCGAUCUGAGCUGACUGGACACCAACAAUGGCUUAUCGAGAUCGCGACAAUGAGGUCGAAGAGAGACCGAGCGAGAGACGACACCGCACAAAAAGUGAGAAGGAUCCAAAUCGUCCUCACAAAUCCUCCCGGAGCUCCAAGCCGAAGGUGAUCGACCCAGAGACAGGCGAAGCUAUCAAAUCACCACAUCGACGUCGCAAGGACAGGGACAAGGACAAGGACAGAGAUAAAGAAUCUGAGCAGUCCAAGUCAAUGGCCGAUCUUGUUCCAGAACUGGCACGAACAGCUUCUGCUCCUGGCGAGACCUCAAGAAGCAACCUCCCAUACCCAAGCUUCAACAAGAAUUACAGCAAGGAAGCGGUCAACAGCAGAGACGAUAUCAGGCUGCCUCCUAAGUCCAAAUCCAACCCAUACACGCCAGAAUCAACAGAUCUAGGCUCGGACGGAAAGGCACGGUCGAAAUCAGCCGAUCAUUUCACCCCUCCACGAUCUUCUAAUAUCCCCAAAGAUGACAGGCCACCAAGUCCACCCGAGACGGAGUUCUCCCAACAGAGAAAGGGGGCCCCGACCCGAAUGACAAAAGUUCAGGAGGAUGAGGAGGAAAACACCAGAUCAAGCUCGAGGAAUUCGUGGUUUGGAAGAACCACGAAGGAGUCCAAAGUUUCUGUCAAGUCUAAGGGGUCAAAGGCUAGCACGAUCAAAUCACCUAGAUCCAAGGACACCAGUGUUUUCACCGAGGAAAGUCGCGAUUCCGCUGGAUCAAAUGUCACAUCCGUGGCCCCGAACCAAGAUUCGAUAGAAACUCCUGGCGAACGACCAGCACUGGAUACCGAUUCGUCUCCAGCCUCAGCACAAGACUCAUCGCCGAGGACUCCCACUCAAACACCGGGGUUUCCUCCCUCGUCUAUCCCAGAUCUGAAGCCAGCCCCAUCACCUUUCAUCCACUUCGAAGGCACGGAGGCAGUGUCGAGCGCGCACAACUCUCCACAACCUCCCCCACCUCCUCCACCACCCAAUGUACCGAUACAUAUCCCACGGGUAGACUAUUUGAUGCAGAAUGGAGGUCUCCUACGUCCUGUACAGAAGACUCUACUUGGAGGUACUUCAACAUUUGCUUCUCUACCAGGUUCUUCGGCAGCUACCCCCGUCCCUUCGGACAUUGAGAGAAUAUUUGGACCAUACUUCAAUAUUUUGGAUCAGUAUGAGAGUGUCAUAAAUAAGAAUGGAUCACUGGCAGUCGCGACGGGUUACAGAUCAGUCGCGAGGAGAUUACUCGACAGAUUGGAAAAUGUCUUCAACAGGGACCUCUCACCUGAAGGGUGCUUUUGUAUCAUGUGCCAACAUUCAGAUCUAUCAAUACACGAAGGGAGCAGAGGAUUGGGGUGGGGGGAAGUUUUGGAAUGGGUUAGUGGUCGACGCGAGCUCCCGGUUUGGCCAGCAUUCGAUUUCGCAACACUUGGCGUAAAAGCUGGAGAUGAUCUGGCCGGCCUCGGUAUAAUAGACGGUGAACCUCCAAGGCCAGGAUCGCCAGUCAAGAUUGAUCCGGAUAUUGCUGAAGAGUUCCGCGAGCACUUCCUCCAACAGUCAAAGAAGACUAAGAAAGCUGUAAACCAAUGGCUUUCGAGUUGUCCCCAAACGGCUGCCACUCCUCCGCAAGAAGUUGACGACGAAACACUGUCCUUUGCAAUCCUAACUCACCUGGAACAAAACCUUCGACCAGUCUUCAACGCUUUGGUUUCUGGAUCAACGGUCUUGCAACCAGUGUCACGAGCGCCAACUGCACCGAAGAAGCCUCGAUCCGAAUUCAUGAUUAAGACUGUUCAUUCUCUGCAAAGACUUUAUCGAUUGCCAGGCCCUCCCCGAGACCCUGAGGCGGCGAUCUAUCUUCUCAAGAAUCCCCACCUCCACAAUCUUCUCGCAACCAUGUCGAGCAUCAAUGCUUCCGAGUGGGAAAUCCUGAUCUCAGGCCGAUUUGACGGUUUCUUGUGGUCUGGUGCCGAGACUGAAGGCCAGUCUGCAGAUCCCUCACCCGCACCAUCUCGUGGGCCCACGCCAGCGGGUGGCGUUCCGUUCCGUGGACCAAUGUCGCCGGCCAUGCGCCAGGCCACCGGCUCUAGAACCAACACCCCAUUUUCACCGCUAAGAAACCAAACCUUUUCUCCUCCCCUUAGCUAUCCUUCUCGAGGCCCCACUCCUUCUCAACAACUUCGGCAACCUGUCUCGAAUGACGAGGAAACAGAGAUUGCCGUCUUGGCUGAAAUUGAGCGAGAGAUUUAUCUUGGCAUGGAAGCAUUGGAGGAUGCCUUUGAAGGAUUGCAUCGAAAGGCCGAGUUGGUUCGGAGAGCGCUUCGGGAGCGUGGUGCUGGACUUUCAAUGUCACUUCAGUCGAGAAGAACAACCUAUCCGGAUAUCCUCAGUGCGAGCACACCGGGUCUGCCAUCGGCGGGCCUAGGUCCUGGCUACGAGAGACCCAGCUGGGGUGAAGGAAGUGAGGCAACCAGUGAGAGUGAAUGGGACCCAGGAGAGGAGCUUAUGAGCGAGUUGGCGCCGGAUGAUUCAGCUAGCAACAUCAGCAGUUCGAGACACAGGAGGCCAAAAAGGCGACAUGAACGACGAACCCCGGCUUUGGUUGAAGAGGAAGACGAGGAUUAAGAUCACGUUCACCGUGCGCAGGCAUGUUCACUUGAUAUGGAACCAACGUCGUGAUUGCUUUACGAAAUGACAUUUGAUGGCAACAAACUGAUAUGGGAAGCAACUCGGCAAGGCGGCAUCAAUGGGGCGAGUUUGUGAUUCUUUGAGGAUAGAUUGAUACCAUGGGUAUCGAAUACUUUGUAAAUGAACUUCCCUUGGGUGGAGUUUUGCAUUGUCAGGAGUUUCAUGAGCAUAGCGAUCGCGAUGAUCGCUGGAUAUUUCCGAUCAUACGCAUACGAAGUACCUAGGGGGGUUUCAGGAGUGAAAGAGUGCUUUUCAGGUAGAGAAUCAAUUGAGUGACUACUUCUCGAAAGCUCCUUGAAGUUUUCGAACAAAAUGACUUGUAGUUUGUCUCGGACUCCGUUUCACCCUAGAAACGUAAGCAGAAGCAGAUAGCUCUUCCUAAACACGCUCUCCUGUGUAGAACAAAGCCACAUGACUAAUACAUAC